Molecule: messenger RNA, 1578 nt
Organism: Coniophora puteana RWD-64-598 SS2
Lineage: Eukaryota; Fungi; Basidiomycota; Agaricomycetes; Boletales; Coniophoraceae
Exons: 2
Coding region: 385-1578 (397 amino acids)
Molecular function (GO): protein binding
Source: RefSeq, a predicted model, not a curated record
ACGGCUGACGCUAGCACAUGCCACUCGUGUCAUUGAACGCGAACAUUCUCCUCAAAUCCGUUUGCUCGUUUUUGCCUCGCACCUUUUCUCUUCCGAUCGCCCAUUUGGCUCCACCAUUUCCCGCAGAGACGAGGGGCAGAGUGCAGACCUCCUACAUAUUCACCUUGUGUCCGAGAAAAGCUUACUAUUUCUAAGCGCCCGCGGGCGCUUAUCGAAGCUGUGCCAGUCGCCGGAUCAUGCCGCGGAGCCGAUUCUCUGCUUCCUGUUGUGCAGAUAGUAACUAUUAGUUACUAUUGAUAGCGCCUCCGUGCUCCUUACAGUCUGUCACAGCCAGGAUUAUAGACUGGCCUGUCCUAGCUCUCGUCUUCGAGCGCUCUUCCUAUCAUGGCAAGCCAGACGACCCUCCCUUCAUCACAGCCCGUUCCCGUCAUAAAUCAGCUUCCCUUUGAACUCCUAGCCAAGAUCUUUGUGCACAGUGCGCAGAAACCCGUCCAUCCCGUGAACGAAUGGUGUAUACCCAAGUACCCUCGCAAGACAUUGGUCGAAGCCGAUCUAUCCGGCACCCUGAACGUCGCCCGAGUCUGCCGCCAGUGGAGGAAUGUAGCGCUAGCUAUUCCCGAGCUGUGGAGGAUGAUCAGACUUUGCACUGUAGAGGACGCUGUGAUGUUCGCGGAGUCGCUCCCGCUCCCGCUACACGUCCUAGGCAGAUCGCCGCCAUCCUCGGUGUUUUUAACACUCGUUCUUCGGCCGACGAAGGUCUUCACAGAGGCAGACGUCGGUCACAUUCCGGUCACACCAGAGAUCAAGAACAUAAAGGGGAUGGAUGUCCAGGGGGAUUCGCAUAUCCGCUCCUCAGAGCUCUUCGGCUGGAUGCACCAGUUUCCCAAUCUUACCCAUCUAUCGCUCAUCAACAUCCAUCUCGAUGACCCUGUGUGUAUUCCCGAUCGCCUCCGCAGCCGUCUCACCCAUAUGCAUGUCUACCUGUGGUUUGACUCCCACGUGAACAGGUUCUUCGACAACCACUUGUCGCCGAACCUGAACCGUCCAUGGUCGAGCCUGACCUCGCUGACGGUAGAAAUGCCGCACUGGGCCAUCGAAGACCACAUUCUUCGGGCUAUACUGGCCCGUUCUCCGAGUCUCGUCGAGCUAUUUAUAGUCGCAGACAAGGCAGACACGGAACAGAGCUGGACGGCCACGUCGUCUCGCACGCUACAGACCUUCUCGCUUUGGGUAGAGGGAGCAUCUCUGGAAGAAAAUGAUCUCGGAACCCUCUUUGGCGCUCUUUCGUUCCCUUCCCUCUCCAACCUCAUUGUAACCGCUCCACCGCGAUGCGGAAACCUCGCGUUCAUAAGCCGUUUCCUUCGGCGAUCGAAGUGUCGUCUGUCGAGUCUUACCUUGACCAAUGUGAAAACAGAGGAAUCUGAGUGGUUCGAGAACAGCGAAGUUCGUCGGGCCGCGGUUAGCAUCGGCGAAGAGUUUGCCAUUCCUUCCGUCGAAUUUGCCUUCACUACUGCCGAGACCCAUGCGUAUCGCACAUCAAAGGAGAGUUGGUAUGACGUGGAUUCCUCCUGGUUAUAA